GGCUAUGACACAGCACUGGGCCAUGAGAGGGUGGUUUCCCCCACCCCCCAUCCUCAGCCAGGGGCAGGGCCUGGCCAGUGUAUAAAUGUGCCCGCCUGUUGGGCCUUCCCCACUCUACAUUUCUCUCCAAGUUUGUCUUCUCAGCGCUUCCUCUCUUGAUCCUGACUGUGACCAUGUCAAGUGCCCUGGAGAAAGCUCUGGAUGUGAUGGUGUCCACCUUCCACAAGUAUUCAGGCAAAGAAGGUGACAAAUUCAAGCUCAACAAGUCCGAGCUGAAGGAGCUGCUGACUCGGGAGCUGCCCAGCUUCCUGGGGAAAAGGACAGAUGAAGCUGCAUUCCAGAAGCUGAUGAGCAACCUGGACAGCAACCGCGACAGCGAGGUGGACUUCCAGGAGUACUGUGUCUUCCUCUCCUGCAUCGCCAUGAUGUGCAAUGAGUUCUUCGAGGGCUGCCCUGACAAGCAGCCCCGCAAGAAGUGAAGGGUUCUGGAUUGGGGUGGGGGUGGGGUUUGUAGCUGGCAGUGGGCUUGGUGCUCCACCUGCUCCUCCAGGCAUGUACAUGAUAUUGAGCAAACAAUAAAGAUGCUGAGAUGCUGA
Messenger RNA from Erinaceus europaeus (western European hedgehog), 596 nucleotides. RefSeq names its product protein S100-A4. Lineage: Eukaryota; Metazoa; Chordata; Mammalia; Eulipotyphla; Erinaceidae. Bases 174 to 479 code for a protein of 101 amino acids. Gene Ontology annotation, cellular component: cytoplasm; perinuclear region of cytoplasm; nucleus. The transcript has 3 exons. The record is from RefSeq and is a predicted model, not a curated record. Gene Ontology annotation, biological process: positive regulation of canonical NF-kappaB signal transduction. Gene Ontology annotation, molecular function: RAGE receptor binding; transition metal ion binding; calcium ion binding.